This is a messenger RNA of Linum trigynum, 1533 nucleotides long. The record is from the annotation of a GenBank genome assembly. NCBI's taxonomy places the organism in Eukaryota, Viridiplantae, Streptophyta, Magnoliopsida, Malpighiales, Linaceae.
AUGCUUUCUAGUUCUCCGCAGCCCCUAUUUCCUCAAUCCGCCCGCGACGACGAAACCCCGCCGCCGCCAGGCGAUAUAAACGGCGCCGUUUCGGUGGACGAGUUCCUGAGGCUCAACUUCCAGUCCUUCACCAUCCGCCAGCUCAUCCAGGCCAUCCUCGUCUCCGUCCCUCACUUCUUCGACGGCCAGCAAACCUUCAUCAGCCUCUUCGCCGACGCGCCGACGCCUCAAACACAGCGCGCCUGCUCGACCGCCACCGCCGCCAAUCAUCGAUCCCAUGCGACGACGACUGUGACCGAGUGGGGACUCGACUGCGGCACCACCAGCUCGCUCGUCGCCGGGCUCCCGGCUUCGUCCUUCUUCGCCGGGUGCCUCGUCGGCGGGUUCUUCCUGCCGGCGCUGAGCGACACGUGGCUCGGCCGGAAGAAGCUGCUGUUCCUAUCGUGCUUCGGGAUGUCCGUGGCGGCGCUGGCCACGGCGUUCAGCCCCAACGUGUGGGUGUACUCGGCGCUGAGGUUGGCGGCGGGGGUUUGCCGGUCGUCGAUCAGCACGUGCGUGCCCGUGCUGCUGACGGAGUGCGCCGGGAGCCGGUGGCGUGGUCGCGCCGCCAUCGUCGGCUUCCUGGCUUUCUCGCUCGGAUUGCUGUCCUUACCGGGUAUAGCCUACGCCAACCGAUCCUCAUCGUGGAGGCUCCUCUACAUCUGGACAAGCACCCCGUCCAUCAUCUUCUGCAUCCUAUCCUACCCUUUCGUCACCGAGUCCCCGCGGUGGCUCCUCCUCCGCGGCCACCGCGACCAAGCCGCCGACGUCCUCACCACCCUCUCCUCCCCGUUCACCCUCCGCCGCAGCAAAACCUGCAGCCACAACAUCCCCGAGGAUCCCACCACCAACAACAUCGCAGCUGCCUCCUCCUCGGUCAAGCAGCUGUUGGGGCGCAGGUGGGCCCGACAGAGGCUGGCCGUGGUGGCGGUUCUGGCCUUGGGGACGGGCCUCCAGUUCUUCGUCCUGCUCCUCGGCGUCGGCAACUUGCACCACCUCAGCCUCUACCUCGGCGUCGCCCUUAACGGCCUCCUCGACGUGCCGGCCUACGCGCUCACGUUCCUCCUCAUCGAGACGCGCGGCAGGAGGCCCGUCCUCCUGGCCUCCUGCCUCGCCAGCGGCCUCUGCAGCCUCGCCUACGUGGCGGUGGGCGGUGAGGUUGGGGUGGUGAAGGUCGUGGUGGAGCUGGGGGCGUUGUUCUGCGUGUGCAUGGCGUUCAACGUGCUGGUCAUAUACACGAUGGAGCUGUUCCCGACGAGCGUGAGGAACACGGCGGCUGCGGUGGGGCGGCAGGCUAUCAUGGUGGGUGCCGUCAUCAGCCCGCUGCUCGUUGCCGGCGGGAGGAGGGCGGGGGAGUUGGCGAGCUACGGUGUGGCGGGAGUGGUGGUGGUUUUGUGUGGGUUGGGUGUGGUUUGGCUGCCGGAGACCAAAGGGUUGGCCAUUUCGGAUACUUUGGACGAGCAGGAAAACAGGGAGAACAACGUCGGCGCGUAA